Molecule: messenger RNA, 1062 nt
Organism: Chenopodium quinoa (quinoa)
Lineage: Eukaryota; Viridiplantae; Streptophyta; Magnoliopsida; Caryophyllales; Amaranthaceae
Exons: 3
Coding region: 337-795 (152 amino acids)
Source: RefSeq, a predicted model, not a curated record
UUUCACUUAAUUAACCAAAAGUAACCCAAAAUCUUAUCGCCGCCCUUUGAUUUUUAUUCGCAGCUUUUCAACUCGCAAGCAAUUCCCACAAUUUUGAAAUUAAUUUACUCAAAAAACAAGAAUAAUAACUACAAAUACUAUACAAACUUACUACAAUGAAGAAUCAACAGCAACAACACUCCAAAGUUUUCUUCUUUAAGCAACCUCUCCCCUACUUUUCACUUCAUCUUCUUCCUUCAUUUUCUCUCUUCUCAACCAUUAAUUUGUUUUUCAGGGAUUUCUUUCUACUUUUUAAUGUGAGUUAUUAACUUCAAUUCAAAGCAAGAAACUUUAAGAAUGGUGGGUAUUUUCUCUAAGUUUUCUAGCAGCAAAUCUGGGCACAGAAGAACUCAAAGCGCAAUUGAUGCAAGGGAGGUCUCAGCCCCAAUUCCAGAGGACACAGUGGCCGAGGUUGCACAGCCAGUUGCUCAUGGUAUAGAUGUAGGUGUAGAAUUUAAACCUGUUGAACAUCCGGUUGAGCCUCUUGACAAUGAUAAACCCGUCCAGUGCCCAUUGCCAGAACCUUCUAUUCUAAAUGAUGGAAGAAUAUGGAAGGAGCGAGUUUCUGCUGCACAUGUGCGGAGAAGAUCUGACUUGCCGCUCAGGGCAGAAGGGUCAGCGGGUGAUUCCGAAGCAGCUGCUGGUUCAAAUUCGCGGCCUGCUCGUCAAAAUCGCAUGAUGCUACCAUCAAUAAGUGCACCUGAACAUAACCUUGUUAAUUUGCUAGAAGAAUGCAAGGCCUCUGGGAUCUUAUAGGUAUAUAUAUGAUGUUACAUCUACUGGAAUUCACUUGUGGCUCUUAUAAUAUUUUGAAAAUCAAUACUGAAACGACCACUGUGAAUUCACAUCAUUUGAAUGUGAAGGAGCUGGUUCCCUGUGAUGCAUGUAAUUUUGUUGUCGAUUUGUCAAACAAAACGUACAAGUCCUCAAUGAAGCUGGCAUCAAUGCUUAAUUUGUAUCUACUACUGUAUUGGAAUGUGGAGCUCAUUUUUAAUAAUAUAUCUGUGAAAAUUUAUUAUUGUA